AUGGCGUCUUGUCUCCCGACCUUUCCACGUGUAGUAUUUACUACUAUCGAGCCAAUUUCUUUAGUUGUCGGUUUUAUUGGUGUCGUCAUUGAUCCGGCGUGGUUCAUCGGUGAACAGAGCCCUCAAGAUGAUGGCAUUAGGGCCUCCCAUAACAGUAUCAUAGUAACGUGGCAGCUUGGAAACCUGUACUUGUUAAUGGCAUUUAUGGGAGUCGCAAUCCUGUCUACCACCAGUGAGCCCAAGGUUGUCCGGGCGUACCUCGUUGCCUUGUGGCUAGGAGAUAUUGGUCAUCUUGCGUUUACCUCCUACGGGCUUGGUUGGGAUGUGUCGUUGAGUCCUCUCAAAUGGAACGCCACAACUUGGGGAAACAUUGGUAUGACGUUGUUCCUCUUCUUCACCCGAACAGCCUAUCUUACUGGGCUGCUCGGCUCCAAUGACGUCAAAGCUGUUGCUGCAAAGAAGAACUUAUAG
Messenger RNA from Fusarium sp. VM40, 471 nucleotides. NCBI's taxonomy places the organism in Eukaryota, Fungi, Ascomycota, Sordariomycetes, Hypocreales, Nectriaceae. The record is from the annotation of a GenBank genome assembly.